AUGAUGGGCACCGUGGAGAAGAAGCAAACAAAAGCUAAAGUUCCAGCAUUGAUAGAUUUGGUAUUUUCUUGGUCAAUACCUGCUGUGAUGAACAAGGAUCUUUACAAGAAUAAGGUUGAUCAAAUUCCGGAGACAUUCUCAUCAGCAGAACAUUAUUUCCGGUCAUUCAUCAAUCCACUUAUCGAAGAAACACAUGCUGAUCUUCGCUCUAAUUUCACAACUCUGAAUUACGCACCUCUACGUGAAAUAUUUGAUGUCAAGGAGCAUAAAGAUUUUCGGCUUCCCAAUAAUUUGUUGUAUACCAUAACAUUGAGAAAAUUGAGUGACAAGGAGAAAGGCGAAGCAUAUGAACCCGAGGUUGGAGAUUUAAUCGCUUUGACAGAUGCAAAACCGAAAUGUGCUGAUGAUCUGGACAGGCCUAAAAGAUCUUAUACUAUUGCUCUAGUUCAAGGCAUGAGAGGUGACGGUCUGGUUCAAAGCAUGAAAGGUGAUGGUUCGUUCAGAAUUCCAGUCCUGUCUUCGAAGCCUAUCGUGUUUGAGAAAGCAGAGGGUGGAAAGAGGGACAAACUUUUUGCUGUUUAUCUUACAAACUUGACGACAAAUAUCCGCAUAUGGCAGGCAUUGCAUCCAAACCUGACCGGCGAAAGUAUGAAGAUAAUUAAUUCAGUGCUGAAAGUCGAUGCAAAGGCAGAAGAAAAUUGUACUCUAUGUUCAGCUGUGGAAGAUAGGAGUAUUCAUAUAUCAAGGUUAAGGAAAUCCAUUGGCACUUUAGGUAUGGAUGAUUCACAAGAAGCUGCUAUCUUAAAUUGUAUUGUUACAAGAGAAUGUCAUCAUCAAAAUGAUGUGAAACUAAUAUGGGGUCCUCCGGGAACUGGAAAAACAAGAACAAUUUCGUCAUUAUUAUUCACACUGUUGAGGAUGAAAUGUAGGACAUUGACUUGUGCUCCAACUAAUGUUGCUGUUAUAGGAGUAGCAAAAAAAUUACUGAGUUUGCUGAGUGGUACACUAUUAUACGAUACGUAUGGACUGGGCGACAUUGUUUUAUUUGGUAAUGGCGAACGAAUGAAAAUUGAUGACCAUGAAGAUCUUUAUGACGUGUUUCUGGAUUACCGUGUAUCUGUGCUUUAUAGAUGUUUUGCUCCAUUUUCCGGGUGGACGGCUAGUAUAGUCUCACUCACAAGCUUGCUUGAAGAUCCGGAAGAGCAGUAUCAACAAUACUUGUUAAAAGAAAAGCAAAAGCAGGAAAAAGAUGAUGGUGAUGAUGAUAGUGACACUAGUGACGAUGAUGACAAUGAGGAUCAGACACACGAGAUUCGUUUUGGAGGGAGGGGCAGGAAAGAAACAGAGACUGACAAUGGAAAAAUGAAAGAUAUAUUAAGAAAGAAAUAUAUGAAGGAAAUCUUUCGUACCUUGAGGGAAAACAAGAAAAAAUCAAAGCAACGGGAGUCUACGCAAAAAAGAAGUCAGUUGAAAUGUGAUAAACGAAAGGAUGAGAACAAAAAAAUGAAAGAAAAUGAAAGGGAAGAAGGUGUCAUUUUAUGGACAUUUGAGGAAUUUAUGACCAAGAAAUUUGAUUCAUUAAGAAUGCGGGUAAUGCUUUGUGCUGAAGGCCUGUACACACAUUUGCCGAGUUCUAUUCUCAAGCUGGAAGUAGUACAAAACAUGGUUAGAGUUCUUGAACUGCUACAAACUCUAAAAACUUCAAUCCAUAAUGUUUCUGUUUCAAAAAAGGAUUUAAAACAAGCCUUAAAUGGAAAGGGAGAAACAGAAAGAACAAUGAAAUUCAGUAAUUUAUAUAAAACCAGAUUAGAGUGCCUUGAAAUACUGAAAUUCCUCCGCGAUGGAUUCUCUGUCCCACAAUUUACAGAAUACUACGAAAUUAAGAAUUUUUGUCUACAAUGGGCACGCUUAAUUUUCUGUACUGCCUCAAGUUCAGCAAAAUUGCAAAGUGGUGAUAUGAUACCAUUUGAAUUAGUAAUCAUUGAUGAAGCCGCGCAGCUAAAAGAAUGUGAAUCCACUAUCCCCUUACAGCUCCCUGGUCUUCGCCAUGCUAUACUUGUUGGAGAUGAGAAACAACUUCCAGCAAUGGUUCAAAGCAAGAUAUGUGAGAACGCUGAUUUUGGGAGGAGUUUAUUUGAGAGACUAGUGCUAUUAGGACACAGAAAGCACCUUCUUGGGGUUCAGUACAGGAUGCAUCCCUCAAUAAGCUUAUUUCCGAAUAAGGAGUUCUAUGGUAAACAGAUUAAAGACGGACCAAAUGUCAAGGAAAGAGCUUAUGGAAGGUGCUUUCUUAAAGGAAACAUGUUCGGCUCCUACUCAUUCAUUGAUGUGACCAGUGGGAAAGAGCAAUUUGAUAACAGGCAUAGUAGGAAAAACAUGGUCGAGGUGUUUGUUAUUGCAGAAAUUGUAUCUAACCUCUAUAAAGAAUCCCUUUCCUCAAAGCAAAAGGUUCGUAUUGGUUGCUUAUCACCAUACAAAGCACAAGUUUUUGCAAUUCAGCAAAAACUUGGUAAGACGUAUAGCACAGAUGCAGACGAAAAGUUUUCGGUAAAUAUUCGCUCUGUUGAUGGUUUUCAAGGUGGUGAGGAAGACGUGAUAAUAAUGUCUACUGUUAGAUGCAAUGGGAAUGGAUCAGUGGGUUUUCUUUCUAAUUGUCAAAGAACAAAUGUGGCUUUGACUCGAGCAAGGUACUGCCUCUGGAUAUUGGGCAAUAGUUCAACUUUACUAAAGAGUGGCUCUGUUUGGAAGAACUUAGUUCAAGAUUCCAAGAAUCGCGGUUGCUUUUAUAAUGCUUUCGAGGACAAAAAUAUGAAACAAGCAAUUACUAGUGCCUUGGUUGAGAUUGGCGAGCUUAAUUUGUUGUUUGACACCAACUCCUCGUUGUUUCAAAAUGCAAAGUGGAAGGUUUGUUUCACUGAUGAAUUCUCAAGAUCCAUGUCUAAGAUUAAAGGCAUAGAUAUUCGUAAAGAAGCACUCUCUCUUCUGGAGAAGCUAUCAAGUGGCUGGCGUCAGCUGCACAAACAUGAAAUUCUCAGCAACUUGGAUGGCGCUUCUUCUCAGUUCUUGGAAAUAUAUGAUGUCAAGGAGUCAUUCAAAUUGAUCUGGACUGUAGACAUUCUCAGGGAAAAUUUGAAUGACAUUCAAGUCAUCAAAAUUUUGAAUGUUUUGCCAAGUUCUGAGAUAAUAACGUUGGCCAAAAAACUUGACGAGCUAUUUGGGAACUAUACGGUUAAUUAUAUGAGUCGUUGCAUGUGCAAGCGCCUUGAAGGGAACAAGGUACUUCCAAUGACAUGGCCAGCGAAUACAAAUGCUCCUUCGCACAGUGAUGCAACGCAUAAGUUAGCAAGUCAACUGGCAGAAGUCAGUCUGCAGGACAAACCAGGUACAUCAAAGCGACAUUAUCGGGCACGGCGCGGGAGAAAUAGCCAUUGA
This is a messenger RNA of Fraxinus pennsylvanica, 3432 nucleotides long. The record is from the annotation of a GenBank genome assembly. NCBI's taxonomy places the organism in Eukaryota, Viridiplantae, Streptophyta, Magnoliopsida, Lamiales, Oleaceae.